Molecule: messenger RNA, 732 nt
Organism: Boleophthalmus pectinirostris (great blue-spotted mudskipper)
Lineage: Eukaryota; Metazoa; Chordata; Actinopteri; Gobiiformes; Gobiidae
Product: cerebellin-1-like
Exons: 4
Coding region: 1-732 (243 amino acids)
Molecular function (GO): protein binding
Source: RefSeq, a predicted model, not a curated record
AUGAAGGCUGCUGUGCUCUUGUGUGUUGUGGGACUGACCCUCGCCCAAGAAGAUCCUCUCCAAAAAUUUAAGAACAGAUUCAGGUGGGACACUGGAGAUGGGACCGACUCAAUCACGGAGGAUUUGGCAAACUCGAAGGACAUACAGACAACAAAUGUGUGUCAGACGGACCCGGCGGCGUGCGGCUGCUGUCUCAUGCAUCAGCAGAUCGAUCGGAUGAAGAAAAGCUUUAACCAGAGCCUCGCCGAACUCCAGAACGAACUCAACAAAGCAGUCAACUCCCUUGAAGAGUUCAGAUCCACCCGCAGCGCCUUCUCUGUUUCCCUUUUCACCGACAACUCAAAAAAAUGUUACGGCCCGUUCCGAGACGACACCCUCAUCAUCUACAAACACAUCUUCCUCAACAUGGGCAAUAAUUACGACAUCUCCACCGGCAUCUUCACUGUCCCUCGCACUGGGGUCUACAGUUUGGCCCUCACGGUGUACAGUGACGCCGGAGCCCCUGGGAACACCCUGGCUGCUUGCGCCUCCCUGCGGGUCAACGGGCACCUUCUGACCGGACCCAGGGAGAUGUACAUGCAAGACCAGGAGGACAGCGCCACCGCCUCCAUCGUGGUCAAACUGAGGCAGGGUGAACAGGUGUCGGUCAAUCUCCCCAUAGGCUGCUUCCUUUGUGAUAACAGCAAUCACUACAACACGUUUAGCGGGUUCCUGCUCUACAUCACCGAGUAG